UUUCCCGGCUUCCUCUGCGGUGUUCCCACGCCAACGCUCCGGGUGUUUUGCUGAGAUCUAAGCGGCCUCACCGCCUCAGCAAGCGACCGAGGCAAUGGCAGCCCAGAAGAUAAACGAGGGACUGGAGCAUCUGGCCAAGGCAGAGAAAUACCUGAAAACUGGUUUUUUGAAGUGGAAGCCGGAUUAUGACAGCGCUGCUUCUGAAUAUGGAAAAGCAGCUGUUGCUUUUAAAAAUGCCAAACAAUUUGAGCAAGCCAAAGAUGCCUGCCUACGGGAAGCUGUUGCCCAUGAAAAUAACAGGGCUCUUUUUCAUGCUGCCAAAGCUUAUGAGCAAGCUGGCAUGAUGUUGAAGGAGAUGCAGAAGCUGCCUGAGGCCGUGCAGCUGAUGGAGAAAGCCAGUGUGAUGUACCUGGAGAACGGCACCCCUGAUACUGCAGCCAUGGCCUUGGAGCGAGCUGGAAAGCUCAUAGAAAACGUAGAUCCAGAGAAGGCUGUACAGUUGUAUCAGCAGACUGCGAGUGUGUUUGAGAAUGAGGAGCGCCUCCGACAGGCAGUUGAACUCCUAGGAAAGGCCUCCAGACUGCUGGUACGAGGACGGAGGUUUGAUGAAGCUGCACUGUCUAUUCAGAAAGAAAAAAAUAUUUAUAAGGAAAUUGAGAACUACCCAACUUGUUAUAAGAAAACAAUUGCUCAGGUCUUAGUUCACCUGCACAGAAAUGACUAUGUGGCUGCAGAGAGGUGUGUCAGGGAGAGCUACAGCAUACCCGGGUUUAACGGCAGUGAGGACUGCGCAGCACUGGAGCAGCUCCUGGAGGGAUAUGACCAGCAAGACCAAGACCAAGUCUCCGAGGUCUGCAACUCGCCCCUUUUCAAGUACAUGGACAAUGACUAUGCUAAGCUGGGCCUAAGCUUGGUGGUCCCAGGAGGAGGAAUCAAGAAAAAAUCCCCAGCAACACCCCAGGGCAAGCCUGAUGGUGCUGCCAGCGCAGCCGCUGAAGAGGAGGAAGACGAGUACUCAGGAGGCCUGUGCUAGUACCUGCCUACCUUGAUGAGCAGAUGGGAGUGCUGACAAGCCAUCCUCAUGGGGUUAGGACUCAUUUUGUGGGCGUCUCUGCUUCACUGAAAUUCUGAUGUCGAAUGUUAAUAUAUAUGAAGUUAUAGUUUGCCAUUUCCCCAAACCAGCCAUUGUAUCUACUACCUGUGAAGCGUUCUUUCCUUUCCAUUGUAAGCAGAAAACACUGUCAUAUUUUAAUAAUUGAUUUUAAAUGUAUAGGUCAAAUUCCAGAAAAAUUAUAUCAUAAGCAAAGCAGGAAAUAGGUGUACUCAGUCUUUUCUCUGGGGUUCCUGUAAUUUAUUGUUAGGUAGGUUUCUUUGCAUUUUAUUUAAUGUUACUUCUCAGCAUUCUGGGAUUUUGGUAAAAAUAAUCAUUUCAAACUGGUCUGUCUCUUUCCACCAUCUUUCCAUGUUGUCACUUGGUGCCCACACAUGUCCUGGCUAAGAGUGUCAACAAUGCUAAAAAGAGAGGCAGACAGCAGGUCCUCAGCAGACGCUCCUCCCAGAGUCAUCAUCUAGUCUGACUAGAUGUCUGACUGUGGAGAUGGCGCAUGGUUACACCAUUGAUGUGACCAUUGAUGAUCACAGAGGGUGACAUGUCACCCUCCCAGGCUGUUUACAUGCGUGUGGAGUAUCAGGCCCAGAUCAAAUGUGCUGCUCAGUGACCUAGAAAUGGCACCGUCCGCUCUUCCAUCCUGCCUGCUCACUUGCAUUGUCCCCAGCCUUGCUGCCGUCGUGGACGCAUCAUAGACCAUGAAGAAGCAGAACAAGAACACAGGAGGGGAACCCGGGGACUCCUUCCAGGGAUGUAAAACGUACGUGAGCAGCACACUUCAGUGGAGGGAGGCCUCGUCUCAAGUUGUCAUCAUAUCAGAUACAUUCAAAUUACUGAGUCUUUUCAGAUUCACACUGGGACAAAAGCUUUAUUUAUUUAGCUUAAUAGCUCCUACAUGUGACUGUAGAGUACGGAAGGAAACUUAUUAAAGCGCUGUUGUAAAUGUCCUCAGCCCUCCCUGAAGUAGUGCUAUUUCUUGUUUCUUAACAACAAAAACUAUGACUGUUCAAGCCUACUUGGCUCUUGACCAAAAUGGGACUAGGUAAGACCAUUUAUAUUCAUCUAGAAUGACAGGUAAUGUCCCUGCCAAUCUAGUAUGCAUGCACUUCUUACCUUCAAAAUAAUUUUGGUUUGGAGUUAAUACUUUAACGUGAGUUGUGCUAGAUACUACAAAAAAUAUUAGCCCAGAGGGAAAACAGUGGUUUUCAAAGACAUACCUUUGGGGCGGGGUUACCUCUUUCCUACCUCGUAGAUCUCCCGUGGCUAUUUCCGAAAAGUUAGUUUUGAAGCAUUUCUCUUUUUGCCCUAUAUGGCUAAGACCCAUUCAUGAUUCGUGAACUGACGAGGUUACAAGCAGCAGCAGUGUGUGCUAGGAAGUGGUGCUGACCGGAAUAGGGCUGUCGCCAUGCUCCACCAUGGGUAAAGUAUGCUUGGUCUUUAGGUAAAGUGUUGUUCUGGUGCUGGUCCCAGUGUUGUGGAAGUGCUCCUACAGACUAGCAUCUGCCAGGUGUACUUGAGUGGCUGGAUGUCACUGAACAAUCCCUGCACAGACUGCAGGUCUGAUACCAAACACUAAUAUAAGUUUAUGCUUCCCCCUAAGUUACCUGCAUAGUUCUUCAGGUCACCAGCUCAUUCUCUUUAAUUGCAUUGAGAUUAUGAAUAAAGCUGUCUUCUGAGUUUUUAUUUAAGAAGGAGAUUGGUGUUUCCAAGAUCAAUAUUGUAUUUACCUUUAGAUCUGACCAGAAAUAUUGGUGCUGGUUUGAGUUAAUUAGCAGACUUUUAAAAUAUAUGUGGCAGUACUCAAAAGUUACCUUAGACUGUUUUAUGGCCCAGGUUAUUCAAUAAAACCUUGUAGGAGUUCAAUUUUACUCGUAUACACCCAUAAACACAAAAGCAAUUAUCAGUGCAUUGGGGAGCAGCAGUGAGCUGGGUUUUCAAGAGCAGAGGUAUUUAGACAGUGUGUGCCUCCCGCCACCUCCAGUAGGAGCCAGCAUGCAGGGUGUGGAGCUCAGUGUUUUCUGUCAGGGUUAUUCUGUGUGCUGUCUCAGAAGGAGCAUUUGUUCCUCAUGUAUACAUUUUAUUUUUCUACUUGCAUUAAGUCUUUGUUCUUGUGAGCUUAGAAAUGGAAAUCGUAGUCUUUACUGCAAGCAGAACUCUAGCCCGUCCCCGUGAAAGUGAAAGUCUGCAUGAGUAUGCUCACAAUCACCUAGCGUUUAGUGCUGUCCAUAGUGAGUAAAGCCAGACAACAGAGCAUUUAAUAUAUUGAGUUUGUAAAUAUACAGAGUAUUGUAUUUGUGUAUGGAAUCUGCAUUAUCAUAUUUUUUCAGCUUUUUGGUGAAUAAAAUAUUAAUGUCAUUAAUGGAAAUUAGAUGAUUGCUUCUGAAGGAAGAUAAUUAUGAAAAUAAAAUCUAAAACUAUG
Messenger RNA from Arvicanthis niloticus (Nile rat), 3527 nucleotides. It is a transcript of the gene Napg, whose product is annotated as NSF attachment protein gamma. Lineage: Eukaryota; Metazoa; Chordata; Mammalia; Rodentia; Muridae. The record is from RefSeq and is a predicted model, not a curated record. Gene Ontology annotation, molecular function: soluble NSF attachment protein activity; syntaxin binding. Gene Ontology annotation, biological process: intracellular protein transport. Gene Ontology annotation, cellular component: SNARE complex; vacuolar membrane.